CUCGCAGGCCAUCGCGCGUCCCACGCCACCUGGGCUGGCCGGCAGGCAGGCGUCGGAGGCCCGGGAGCCAUGGGCGACUGGGGCUUCCUGGAGAAGCUGCUGGACCAGGUCCAGGAGCACUCGACUGUGGUGGGCAAGAUCUGGCUGACGGUGCUCUUCGUCUUCCGCAUCCUCAUCCUGGGCCUGGCCGGCGAGUCGGUGUGGGGUGACGAACAGUCCGACUUCGAGUGUAACACGGCCCAGCCGGGCUGCACCAACGUCUGCUAUGACCAGGCCUUCCCCAUCUCCCACAUCCGCUACUGGGUGCUGCAGUUCCUCUUCGUCAGCACCCCCACCCUGGUCUACCUGGGCCACGUCAUCUACCUGUCCCGGCGCGAGGAGCGGCUGCGGCAGAAGGAGGGGGAGCUGCGGGCGCUGCCCGCCAAGGACCCCCAGGUGGAGCGGGCGCUGGCGGCCAUCGAGCGGCAGAUGGCCAAGAUCUCCGUGGCCGAGGAUGGCCGGCUGCGGAUCCGCGGCGCGCUGAUGGGCACCUACGUGGCCAGCGUGCUCUGCAAAAGCUUGCUCGAGGCAGGCUUCCUGUACGGCCAGUGGCGCCUCUACGGCUGGAACAUGGAGCCCGUGUUUGUGUGCCAGCGCGCGCCCUGCCCCUACCUCGUGGACUGCUUCGUGUCGCGCCCCACGGAGAAGACCAUCUUCAUCAUCUUCAUGCUGGUGGUCGGACUCAUCUCCCUGGUGCUCAACCUCCUGGAGCUGGUGUACCUGACGGGCCGCUGCCUGAGCCGGGGGGUGAGGGUCCGGCAGGGCAGGGAGGGCCCCCCAGCCCCGGCCCCGGGCUCAGAGCCUUACGCUGACCAGGUUUUCUUCUACCUCCCCAUGGGCGAGGGGCCCUCGUCUCCCCCGUGCCCCACCUAUAACGGGCUCUCCUCCGCCGAGCAGAACUGGGCCAACCUGACCACGGAGGAGCGGCUCACUGCUUCCCAGCCACCCCUCUUCCCGGACCCGGCGUCCCAGGAUGGCAGGAAAUCCCCUAGUCGCCCCAGCAGCUCUGCUUCUAAGAAGCAAUAUGUGUAGGGACCCUGGGGCUCAUGUCACCCCAACAGAGAGGUCCCGGGAUGUCUGGCAGCCUGGGGCGCCCUUCCUUGAUGACACAGCCAGAUGACUGGGGAUGGGGGAGCGGGGAGAGGUGCUUGCUGGCCAGACACUCCUCAUGACCUGAUGGCAGGUUGUCCUGGAACAUCUGGGGUCUUCCUGGUGGCCUAGGGUCACUGGUUUCCCUGCAGGUACAGGCAGAGUAGUUCUGGGGAUCUGGGCAAAGGUGUUAGAGGUCUGCUGGCCUUUCUCACCUGUUCCUCAAAGCCCAGAGCCGAUCCACCCCAUCCCUGGAAGAGUCCCUUGGCCAGGACUGUCUGUGCUCUGACUAACCUGUCCUCAGAGAAAAAGGCUGGUAGAGGCUGCUGGGUCAGCCUUGCUCACACAUGCAGCCUGGACUGGAUCCCCCCACACCCUCACCCGGGGCACCUCCCUCC
This is a messenger RNA of Sorex fumeus (smoky shrew), 1526 nucleotides long. RefSeq names its product gap junction protein alpha 4 (gene GJA4). Bases 70 to 1071 code for a protein of 333 amino acids. The record is from RefSeq and is a predicted model, not a curated record. Gene Ontology annotation, biological process: cell communication. NCBI's taxonomy places the organism in Eukaryota, Metazoa, Chordata, Mammalia, Eulipotyphla, Soricidae. Gene Ontology annotation, cellular component: connexin complex. The transcript has 2 exons.